Molecule: messenger RNA, 656 nt
Organism: Diprion similis
Lineage: Eukaryota; Metazoa; Arthropoda; Insecta; Hymenoptera; Diprionidae
Exons: 4
Coding region: 2-532 (176 amino acids)
Source: RefSeq, a predicted model, not a curated record
AAUGCCGACGAUGACCGUGGUUCGCGUCAAAUACGUUCUCGGGAAGAACGGGGACGACGAUUCGCAGGGGCUCGAAGCGGAUGCUUCGAAUGGUACCAAAGAAGUAUUGGUGAACAUCGACUGCCCGAUUGGACUGAUUAUGGACUAUGUACGAAGUACAGCUCGCCUCGAAGAAGGGGAAAUCGAUUUCUGCGAUGAAAAUACGCAUCAAAUUAAGAACGUCACUAAUUAUCCUUGCUGGGCUAGAGGGACGGACGUUUUGGUCCCCGGGACUGUGUACUUCAUCGUCAAGGUCGAAAGAGGCACCGAGGGACGGAUCUCACGGGUUCUUCCGCUAAUUAACGCCGCUGGCAAUAAGGCAAGCAAAAUUGCCGCCGAUAUAAUGUCAAAGAUACAACCGCCCGCAGGAAAGCAACGGACGUCAUCUGUUGCGGGCAAAUCGACGCUGCAGGAGAAGAACGCUGGUAAAACUGUACAUCCGGAGAGACGAUCGAGGGUCAUCAAACCGGCUUCGAGAGACAGAGUUGCUUAAUGUUUAUCGUAUCUCGAGAAAUGCAAUGUCUCAAACUUUUUUGUAAUCUUGAAAAAUUACUGUUCGACUGGCUUGCAGGAGGUACGACAAUUUUUUGAUGUUGCCAAUGAAAAAGAUGCAAGUU